AGAAAUUUCCACGUGUCCGUCGUGACUCCUGCUGAGCACGUCAACGACCCCAACCAAUCCUCAAAGCUGUAGAGCAAUUCAAUAAUCACAAAAACCAAAAUCAUAUAUAUAUACAUAUAUCCUAAGUCAAAAAAGUGCGAGCAGCAGGCACACCAAUUAUAAAGGAAAAAGGAAAGCAGCAAAGCAAAAAUUAGUUUUCAAUAACGUAUUCUACGGUCGGUACUUCCCCUAACAAGUCCUUGUCUCACAUCCGCUUUGUAUUCAUAAUUUUUUUUAAUUAGAUGCAAUUCCUCAGCUCUUCUUUUCCCUUUUCGCCUUUUCCCUUUUCACCGUUGUAAUACUCGGAGCUCGGAUACGAAUCUCUUUCGGGUAACGUACGCGAACGUAUACGUAAAAAGACGACGAAGAAAAUAAAGGCAGCAACGACAGCAACCGAUUUUUGUAACUGUGCGAUUUUGUGGUGUUCAGGUUUCUUUUGCGUUGCGAUUCAGCACACACACAUAUAUCUUUUUUUUUUUUCCCACGUCUCUGUGCGUGUUCAUUUUGGUUCUUUCUUCUUCUUCUUUUGCUAUUUAGUUAGGUGAGAUUGUCCAACGUGACACAUAUACGAAGGCUUGUUGUGUGUGCGUGAGAAGAGUUGGUUUCGUGCACUUCUUUUCAUUCGUGCUCGCCCACCCUAUUACACCUGUUGCUAUCACUACCAUUAUCCAGUCUCAUUUGUUGUCUCUUGUGGUGGUGGUGGUUCAGGGAUAGCAAGCGGCUCUCGGCGCGCAUUCACGAAAAGAACUCAAACCGAAAUCGGAGUCCAAAGGAGGCAGAGAGACGUUGUACGCCAAGCUCCACACCAAGGAGAAAGACAGCUACAGAGAAAGACUCACGCUUUGGUAGGUACACACUACGCAGUUAAAGAGAAUUCAAGAACACAAAAAAGUGGCUAAAACUAUCGUCAGUAUUCUCCAUCAUUAAGAAGAAAACGCUACGGUCUCUUUUUUUUUCAUGUUGGCGUCAUCAACCGUGGCUGUUCCUUGUCUGCUCCAUUCAACUCAGCUUUUAAAACUCCCUUUACCUUUUUUCCGAACGUUGCUUUUGUUGUUGAGGAGCGCAUUUUUUUUUAUUCUUACAUCGAUUGUCUGUUUUUGUAUUGCGUAUUGAUACCUUUUCAUUGUCUCAACGAAACAGACACCACCACCCUUUUUUUUUCUGAUACCUAUUUUAGCUGAACAAGCGUCUCGUCAUUUUCUCACUGUGCUUUUUUUAGAUCUUCGUGUUUUUGCAGUGUGCGCUCUUCUGGAAUCAUUAUUUGUCGUUUCGCUCGCUUUACGUAAUGCACAGGUGCCCAGGGAAGGCCUUAACGAUUACCGAUUGCAGCUGUCUUUGUUGCCUUUUACUGGUCUGGUGCUGUCUUCUUCUUCAAGAUAAUUUCGCCGGCGCACGGCACUUGAAUUGAGCUGGCUCUGCCGUUUUCCGUUCCCCAGGUGUCGUAAUCGUAGUUGAAACUUUCGUGUUGCUACCGUUGCCGCUGUGCGGUUUUACUCCUUUUUUUUUAACGCAGCUAAUUCCAGCUCAGCUUUUUUCUUUUAGUUUUUCUUCUCUUUACGUAUAAAGGAAAACGGUGACUUUACCAAAACGUUCUGUCUUCUUCUUUUUGUCCCCGCACGGCGUUUGCCUAGUUUGAUUCCUUGCUACUACUAUUACUAUUGUUGCCGAUUGCGCUGCCUUGCUAUCUUCUUUUCCUUCCUUCUCUCUGUUCGACGCCGGCAGCGGAGUUCUUCAUAUUGAACUUCACUGCCCUCUUUGCCAUUUCGCAGGAUUUCUGUGUCUUCUUUCUCCAGCGCAGCCGUGCCCAAACCCUUUUUUUUUCUUCUUUCUAUCUCGUCCCCCUCUUUUCUUUCGCGAGUUUUCCCCAUUUGUUUGUGUUUCUGGACGCGCUACUUUCUUUUUGGCGUUUUUCACCGUUCAGUCCGUUCGUCUGUCCUUCGCACCGCUAUCUUCUUCCACUGCCAUCGACCCGUCGAAUCCCUUUGACUUACUUUUUUAUCUUUUAUUGUUGUUCCUCUGUGCCUUUUUACGAACGUUUUCUUCUUCUCUUCUGUUGGAUCUAUCGGGCUCCUGCCCAAAGUUGCUGACUCGUCCUCUCGUGUUUUUUCUUUGUUUUCUACCUGAGUAUUUACGCUCACACUCACACAAAAGCCGAGUCAAAUUUUGCUUCGUAGAUCACUGCUCCCCUCUUUUCAGCUCUUUUUUUUUCCUGGUCUGUCGGGAACCUGGCAGAACCGGUAGGAACUUCUUCUUGAUAACUACUUCGACACAAUGUACCCACGCGGUCGCGGAAAAGGCACGCCGUUGGGCGGCAGCAACACCGACCCAGAGGCGCCGUCCUUCAACGAGAGCCCGUCCGCGAACACAAAUUUGAAUACACCGGACAGCGUGAGCGCUUCCGCCGCGGCAGCGCCUUCUUCAACGCCUUCGCUGCAACAGCAGCAGCAGCAGCAGCAACCGUCAUACUCACAGCAGGCGGUACGACCACGUCGCUCACCACAGCUGCCCUACCCGUCCUCUGGUUACCCCACGACGCACACCGGCAACGUCACGAUCAACCUCAGCAGCAGCAGGGCAGACACCAACUUCUACCCGACGACGUCCCCCCUUCAGCUCCCGCCGCCCCCACCGCCGCCGCCAGCCAUGCCGGGUGCGGGUCCCGGGCCCUACCACGGGGGCAACACAAAUGCGCCCAACAUGAACCACAUGUAUAUGCAGCGUGGCGCGGCGCCAGCGUAUGACCAGACCGCCUUCCCGCCGCCCCCGCCUCCACCUCCGCCCCCGCCGCCGCCGCCGCCGCCACCGCCGGGGACCUAUGAAGGCGAUAUGAGCAGCUUUCACGAUAACGUGGAGUUGUCCCCAACGAGUUCGCUGUCCUACAACGCGGCCGGCAACGCAACCGGCGGCUACCCGUCCUUUUCCAACCACAGCAGAACGAGCAGCACAAACAACAACAACGCAAUGGGCGGUAUGGCGAUGGGGGGCGAGCGCUGUCAGUCCAACACGGGAGGGGAGUACCGCCCGCCGCCGUUUUAUGGCGAACUGCCACUCGGCGGUGCGGUUGCGAACGCAAACAAUAAUAGUAAUCCUACUAGCAGCGGCAACUCUUCGUUUAACCGGUCCGCUGGACUAGGCGUCAGCAACAACAUCAACGUGUCCGGCAACACGCGUCUGCCGCCCUACGUUGCGACAGCGCCGGCGGGGGCCAGUCCGUUACCGCCACAAAGCAGCGGUGCGCCUGGCUCGACAAAUCACCACUACGACGGCGCCUCAUCCGGACCGCACGGCCCUCUCAAUCCUGCCGCCAUACCCGCAGGCGGAGCGGCCUCCUCUGCACGACUACCACGUGGAGCGCUAGGACUAAAAAUCACUGUAGGCGGCAACGCGUCGGCGGUGCCGAACCAUACCCCUGUCUCUCCGCUGCUGAACUCCCCGGCGCCCCCUGCGGUGUCGUCGCUUCAGGGAGACGCGAGCAAGAAUCUCCGCAGACCACCGACGGAAAGCGCGACGCCGCCGGUGGGCACGAGCAACCAGCACCUCAGCAACACCAACGGCAGCAAAGCGAAUUCCUCUUCCGGCCCCGGGAACGCCGAGGGGGAUGCCGAGACUUCCCCCAGCACGUCGAAGCCGACCGUCGAGCAGGCGGAGGCGCGGUACCAGUACCUGUAUGAGGAGUUCCGUAAAGUGAGCCGAGUGCGCACGAAGCUGGCCGAGGAUGCGGAGCGUCUGAAGCGCGAGCUCGCGGCGGCCACGGAGGAGGCGCAGUACUACCGGCAGAAGACCCUCACGGCGGCCGAGGAGCGCGAGGCCAUCGUGCAAGACUACAACGACGACGUGCAUUACCUGCUCAAACUCGUGGAGGUGCUGGCCGGUGAUGUCGUGGCGGCUGACAGGCGGCGAAAGGCGGAGGCAGCGGCGGAGAGACACGAUACCGCAGCGAUGCCCUUGUCGCCGCGGCACGCCAUCGAUGCGGCGGCCUCGCGUCUCGCCAAACUCCUUCCCUGCCGGACCGCCGCCCCUGCGACUGCCACCCCGCUGGACUCCACCAUCAAUCACAACAAUAGCACGAACACCAACCACGACAGCACGAGCUUGGCAGAUACACUCUGUUUGGCGGAACACCUGGGUCUGCAUCACGGCAUGUGGACAUCGCAGAUAUCCACCACAACAUCCGAGUUGCCGGUCGACGAUGAGCAACGCAUUGCAGGGCACGACGUCAACGAGCGGAGCCGCUCCUCCACCUCGGCCCGCACGCCGGCGCAGCAGCAAAGCCUGCUGCUGCGAGAUGAACUGCGCGACGUGCAGCGCAAAACCCACGCAGCGAUGAAUGCGUACAUGACCAGCUUAGACUACGGCAGUGCCUCCAUUGCGAUGCAGCAGGGUUACGCGACGCGGUCGCAGGGUGUGCGUCACACCAGCAACGAGCGCUGUUCAAAGCUGCAGUUUAACAGCGAGUACCGCGGACUCCAUUUGCACAUCGACGUCCCCCGUUUUCACGCGCAGAGCGCGCCAGAUGCGCUGACCGACGCGGACACACCGCUUGGGCAGAGUAAAGACGAAUUUGGCAGUGUGAGCUCCACAGCGGGCCAGUCGUAUGGGACGCAGCGCUCCCGCGUGAACUCAGGCUCCUCAUAA
Molecule: messenger RNA, 4674 nt
Organism: Leptomonas pyrrhocoris
Lineage: Eukaryota; Euglenozoa; Kinetoplastea; Trypanosomatida; Trypanosomatidae
Exons: 1
Coding region: 2311-4674 (787 amino acids)
Source: RefSeq, a predicted model, not a curated record